AUGGCGUCCCUUGCAGACCGAAUAACCAAACCCGAUGCAGAUAUGAAUAGUUCAUCGUGGGCAGAUGAAUCGACAAAUGCCGCUAAUGCUAGCUCUGCUACCGGAGAAGAAGUCUCUAGUACCGAAAAUAGGACGAGUAGUCUAGCCGAAGAUCAGACCGAUGGAGCUCCCGGUCACAUGGGUGGUUCCUCUGGCAUUCUCGAGCCUACAUAUGAUGUCGAUGUGAAGCUCAGUGACCUUCAAGCGGACCCCAAUGAUCCACUGUACUCCGCAAAAUCCUUUGAAGAACUAGGCUUGAACGAGAAUAUUUUGAAAGGAAUCUAUCAGAUGCGUUUCACCAAGCCCUCGAAAAUUCAAGAACGUGCGCUGCCCUUGCUCCUGAAGGACCCACCCACCAAUAUGAUUGGGCAAUCGCAAUCGGGUACAGGCAAAACCGCCGCUUUUGUCCUAAACAUCUUGUCAAGAAUAGACAUAUCACAGAAAGACUCUCCUCAAGGUCUAGUCCUAGCACCAAGCCGUGAACUCGCCCGACAGAUCCUAGGUGUUAUCCAAGUGAUGGGUCAAUUCAUGGAGGGCCUCAUCGUUGAUGCAGCCAUUCCGGUGGACGCGGCUAAUCGAAAGCGUUUUAUGACUGCACAUAUUGUUGUCGGUACGCCCGGGACUGUUACGGAUCUGAUCCGGCGUCGUCAAAUGGAUCCGAGGAACAUAAAAGUGUUGGUAUUGGACGAAGCAGACAACAUGCUCGACCAACAAGGACUUGGGGAUCAAUGUCAUCGUGUUCGACAAUCCUUGCCCGCUAACAUUCAGGUCCUUCUCUUUUCUGCAACUUUUCCAAAUCAUGUGGUCGAGUUCGCCGCAAGAUUUGCACCAAACUCAAAUCAGAUUACACUCCGCCAUGAAGAAUUGACAGUCGAUGGAAUCAAGCAAUUGUACCUCGACUGUCCUUCAGAAGGAAGCAAGUAUGAUGCGCUUGUGAAGCUCUAUGGUCUGAUGACCAUCGGAUCUUCCAUCAUAUUCGUCAGAACGCGUGAGACCGCGCUCGCGAUUGAGCGCCGGUUAAACGAAGAGAACCACAAAGUUGCCUGUCUGACAGGUGCUUUUGAACCCGGACAACGUGAUAUCAUCAUCGAUGCCUUCAGAACUGGCCAAGCAAAAGUCUUGAUUACGACUAACGUCCUCUCCCGUGGCAUUGACGUGCAGACAGUCUCUCUUGUCAUAAACUACGUAAGUGCCCUGUCGCAUGUCUCCCUGGCACGAGUUCACGUUCCGCAGGACUUGCCCGACGAUGGUCGUGGUAAUGCCGAUCCGCAGGUAUACCUUCACCGCAUCGGUCGUACAGGACGCUUUGGGCGUGUAGGCGUCUCUAUAAGCUUAAUUCACGGGCGAAAAAGCUACCAAAUGAUUCAGCAAAUAAGAGAUUAUUUCGGCGUUGACAUGACUGCUCUCCCGCAUGACGAUUGGGAUAUGGUGGAAAAUAUGAUCAAAAAAGUCAUCAAAAGUUCUCGAGCUGGAUCCAAUUUCAAGACACUUUCAGAUCAUGCCAUCCCGAGUCUUGUACUACUUUUGAAAGAGCUACUCAGAGUUGAUGUCCGCGCUGUGAAAGUCAUGUUGCGUGGAUUUCGUACUAGUAAGAGACUGGUAGGACUUAAGAAUGACGAUUGA
Messenger RNA from Bacidia gigantensis, 1662 nucleotides. RefSeq lists its product as uncharacterized. Gene Ontology annotation, cellular component: cytoplasmic stress granule; nucleus. NCBI's taxonomy places the organism in Eukaryota, Fungi, Ascomycota, Lecanoromycetes, Lecanorales, Ramalinaceae. Gene Ontology annotation, biological process: poly(A)+ mRNA export from nucleus. The transcript is spliced from 5 exons. Gene Ontology annotation, molecular function: RNA binding; RNA helicase activity; ATP binding. The record is from RefSeq and is a predicted model, not a curated record. Bases 1 to 1662 code for a protein of 553 amino acids.